Oryzias melastigma (Indian medaka) is the source of this 854-nucleotide messenger RNA. It is a transcript of the gene cnep1r1, whose product is annotated as CTD nuclear envelope phosphatase 1 regulatory subunit 1. NCBI's taxonomy places the organism in Eukaryota, Metazoa, Chordata, Actinopteri, Beloniformes, Adrianichthyidae. Gene Ontology annotation, cellular component: cytoplasm; Nem1-Spo7 phosphatase complex. The record is from RefSeq and is a predicted model, not a curated record. Bases 225 to 569 code for a protein of 114 amino acids. The transcript has 6 exons.
CCUCUUGAAUGUGCGUUUUCGAUUUUAAGAUGAAGUUAUAUAUAAAAAUAAUAACCUUGUGAGUUAAUAUGUCGCUGUUCAGAUGAACGUUACGUUAAAUUUGCGACAUAUAGCAUGUUUGCUAUCCUCGGUGAUGUGUGGUGAUCUGUGGCUACCUAAAGGCCUUUGAGAGAAGACUGACAGAAUAUGUCUCCUGUUUGCAACCUGCUACAGGCAGGUGGAGAAUGAUUCUGAUAGUGGUGUCAGUCUGUACGGCAACUGGGGCUUGGAACUGGUUAAUAGAUCCCGACACGCAGAAGGUACGCAUCAGUGAACAAGCCACCCAAACAGUCACAUGUAUGCAGAGCAAAGCAGAUGAUGGGGUCUCUUUCCUAUCGUCACUUUGGAACCAUCCGUUCUUUACCAUCAGCUGCAUCACCUUAAUAGCUUUGUUUUUUGCUGGAAUCCACAAACGAGUUGUGGCACCAUCGAUAAUUGCUGCCCGCUGCCGCACGGUUUUAGCAGAAUACAACAUGUCUUGUGAUGACACUGGAAAACUCAUUCUCAAACCCCGACCCAACAUCCAGUAACUACAUACGAUGACUCAAAGUUUGGAUCAACUCUCAACGUUUCAAUUUCUCCAAGCUGGCUGAAGAGCACUGAGGUGGAAUUUGUCGACGCAAAGCAAAGAAUGAGUUUUUUAAAUUAUGGCCCUGUGUGGAGUUGAAGCUGCUGAAAUGCUCACAUCAUCUUCAAUGUAUUUUAGUCCUUCAAUGUGAGUGCAGAUGUGUUUAUUUCGAUUUCUGUUAUGUAUUUUAUCUGACUAUUUGUAUUUUAAAAAUUAUUUACCUAAUAAAUGCACUAUGUGUGAAUUA